UUUAGGUGUUCUAUGCUACUGUUUCUAGAAGCACUCAAUUGAGUGACAAAAUCUGGCAGUAAAAAAUAUUUUUCCAACUAAUAUACCUAAUAUCUGGUCUAAAUGAUUCUAAACGCUUAAAUUAAUGUGUAACCAAACACGCUUUCAAUUAAGAAGCACGAUAUAGUAAUAACUUGUGAAUGGAAUGCAUAUGAAAGUGGGGGUUAAUAUGACAUGUCAGUCAUUUGCAUAAAAUGGAGUUGGAUAUGUGAUGUUUUUGUGGAGUGUAAACAAUUUUCAAUUACUUAAAGUUUUUAGAGAAUAAUAACGUACUAGAUAGUAGCAGCCGGACUCAAUCUUGCGUAUACUUUACGGUUAUAGUCAAAUAAAUACCGAAACAUGGACGAAUUGGGCGUUACAAAACGACUACCGAAUAAAUUUGUUACACAUUUGGAAUAGAGGUGAGCAGCUACCUGUUGAUCUUUGGAUCACCGAAUAUGUGUGCAUUAUGCCCACAACUUCAAGUAAAAUGCGAAUCUAUUAGUGUUUGAAGGAAGUAUAUACGCCGUUUCAGUACUUUCUCACAUGUUGCAACAAAGAAUGCUAAAGUGGGAGUAGGCUAAUCCAAAGCUAUAGCUUGAACACGUUCUUAAGCUAUAUUUUAUCUUUCAGCCUCUAAAAGAAGUCGGCCAGCAAACUCCAGUGGGUCUAAUGGUGCAGAAACAGAGAAUUAGCAAUAUGACCUCUGAGCAACCGUUGAAGAAAAAGUUGAGAAGAGGUACAGAUUCCGAGACAGAUGAACCUGAUUUCAUUCACAGCAUCUCGGAAAGCAACGUGAACAGUGAGCUGCAAGCCUUACAUCUUUCUCUACCACCCACUGUGAACGAAGAUGACAUCACCAAGAACAAUGUCAACUUGCAGUUGCACAGUGAAAUGUCAGCGUACAGGACUACUGAAAGUGCGGACAGUAACAGUGACAAUAGUGAACAUGUGCCAAGCAAACCUGCUCCAGAUAUAAUAACAUCAACAAGGUUACAGAGCGCUCCAUUGCCUCCGAAUGGAACGUUAAAAUCAAGCACGCAGCUCAUGAGAGCUACCAACCAUGAUAGAUUCAAUAGUGAUAGUGAUAGUCAUGUUAUUAGUGAAUAUAUGCAACAGCAUUUGAUAACACAUGAAAGAGUAGGCGAAAAUCAAAAUAUCUCUAGUGAAGAAAUCGAUGAGUACGGUCUAGAUAAUUUCCAAAGGCAUCUGAUAAGUCAAUGCUUGUGUGGGGUCCCUGAAGCUGUUUUAAGGAAACCUUUUGAGGGAAAGCAAAUAAACGACUGUGGCGAAGUCCGAACUGCAAUGCUGUCGGAAUGGUCUACAAAAAAAGUGUUGCAGUUCCUCUCGAACUUACAACUGCUGUUUGAUGUAUACCUGAAGCAAAACAACAAGGGGUACAUUUGUUCGAGGAUAGUUACGAUAUGCGAUGCCAUCAUUUGCAAUGAGUACAACCUUAUAGAGCAAAUUAUAUCCCUAUGCGAAUUGAGGAAUCAGUACAUCAACUUUUUGGCUGCCAAGGUUCUAAGUAGCUUUCUCAUCAUUGCCAAGACGAACAUCAACAACGAAUGGCUGGAAUCGAUCGUGAAUUUUCUCACAAUGGAAAAUAUUGAUUAUGUGAAGAUGAAAUUUGCGUUAGAGAUUGUGAAACGUGUGGUUGAAUGGAAAGACAUCGAGAUACACGUGCUGGAGGAAAGCGAAUGUCGAGAUGGACCUGGAAGUAGUUCCCAGGAGGUCGUCGAGAAUGUGAAUUGCACGACAGUGCCUUUCAGUGAUCCUGAAAGCUACGAUACCUCGGCUAUCAAAGGGUUGAUUAUCAAAAGCUUGGAGUCCAGAUGGCCAGAGCUAAUACACAAAAUCAGAGGUCUCAUUCUCCAUAGCAGUUCAAUAACAGGUGUUUCGAUAGUACAAGCACAGGCAUGUGUCUUGGCCUUUUUGGCUCUGUGGGAGAGCACAAUUUCUGUCAAAGCCAACUUGAGUGUGAUCGAUACAAAGCCAUUCUACGCGCAUCUGGAGCUUUUUGUGGGUCUGUUGGGUGCCAGGUUAAGUGCGGUAGUAUGGAAGCAACUGCUUUCUCUGUUCAACGAGGUGCUGUGUUAUGGGAGCACUCUGGCACUGCAAGAUGUUUUGCCUGAUGAUACAUGCCAACUGGCACAUCUUAUUGUGAGAUAUGUCAAAGACUACCGUCUUCUGGACAACUUGCCGUUUCGUCGAAAUGAGGGGGGCACAGCAACAGUGGUGAAUAGUUUCGUAGGGGCUGUACACAGUCCUCAUUCUGCAGGCGGCAGCUGUAACGUGGACAAGACCUUGCUACAAAAAAUGGUGCUGCUUGUGCUGAAAUCGGUCGCAAUAACGGUGAAAGAGACGAGGUCGGACAGUUCAGAUAGCAGCGUUGGAUCAGACGAUUCCGACUUUCAUCAGGAUAUGCAGUUGAUCGAAAGGUCGAUACGGGACGUGUUGAGGAAAGUGGAGACGUUUGUGAAGAACGGUUUGGAUUUCCAUCCUGAAACGCCGUUUCCGAAGGUGCUGGUUCGCCUGUUUGAAGAUCAAGACGACUACAUGAUAGAGUCGAUGGUUUGCACCCUAGACGUUACCGUAGGCAUAUCGUUCAGGCGGAGAGACGCCGUCUUUCCAGAUCUGCUGGGCAUGCUGGAUCCGGUUCGGUCGUUUUGCGAAUUUUUGGCUGCUGUUGGGCAUGACCCAGACGUACUAUUGGACUAUCUGGUGAGUAACGAGACGUGCUUCCUCUUAUACCUGCUGCGCCUGCUGAAGCACGCGAAGCGCGACUGGGCCCGUUUUGUAGGCGGUUGUGUCGACAGUUCCGGUUUGGACGACACCAUGACCGUUCUGAUCAGGCUCAAGACACAAAUCGGUCGACUAGUGUCCAAGGACUUGUUCCCGUACAAUAUCACGCCCGUUCUGCGAUUGUUGGAGACGUGCGAGAACUUGUACGAGGGUAACGAGUUCAGCUGAUGACAGGUAGAGGCGUACGUUUGUUUCAGUCAGUUCCAGCAUCUACCAGUUUCUAUUUGAAUAUCAUCCAUUUAUUUUGUGCUCAGUUGCUUUAAGCAUUGUAAGUUGAAAUUACACUACUCAAAAAAAUUAAGGCAGCGUGAAAAAUUUUUCUGUGUUCUUUCACAGGCUGUAUUUUGGUAAAAAAUGAUCGUAUCUAGACUUAAAAAAAAGCAUUUUGUAGCUUCAAGUUUCUAGUUUUCAGAUUGUUUAGCAGAAAAUUUUUAGGAGCAACGGUUCUCAUGCAGUUUUAGCAGAUGGCGCAAGAAAAUUUGUUUGCAAAGUGUUUGCCUUUUAUUUCUCCGUCCACGGCUUGAAACAAUUUUUUUCUGUUAAGCUAGCAUAUGGAUCAAAUAGAUCGUUUAUUCAGCAUCAAUACCCUGUUUUUAAAAUAGCGAUGCUAUAAUUUGGCGCGGAGAUAUCUGGAUUUGAACGAAAAAGGAUCCUUUUGUCAACGACCACCAAUAUCUCGAUAACCAGUGAUCACACCAAAAACUGAGACAAAUCCACUGUAAGAUUUCAUUGCAAUUUUUGAGGAAAAUGUAAGGGUACUGCAUUUUCUGUGCGAUCACUGAUUAUCGAGAUAUCGGUGAUCGAUGACAAAAGGAUCCUUUCUCGUUCAAAGUCGAAUAUCCCCGCGCUAAAUGAUCGCAUAGAGAUUUUAAAAAUAAUAUAUUGAAGCUGAACAAACUGACUUUUUGAUCCAUAUGAUGGCGUAAAAGAAAAAAAAUUGUUUAAGUUGUGGACGAAAAAAAGAUCAAAUACAGUGAAAGCUCCCAUAAGCGGACACUCACGAUUCCGUAACUUUUGUCCGCUUAUGGGAGGUGUACCGUUUAAAAGAGAGUAUGUAAGUAUAGAGUAUAAAUAACGGGGUAUAUAAUCAUGAGGACAUGAGGUAUUAUAAUCAUGAGAAAAAUGAAACAGAAACUCGCCACAUUUUUAAAGUAUGUAUUUAUGCUAUAUAUCUAUAUAAUAUAUGUACAUAUACGCAUACAAAAACAUAAAUGCUUCAAUACAUGGUACGAGAAUUUAAAAAAAACAUUAUUCUUUAGCUUGUUGAAAAAAGUUUAAAAUGGUUGUCUGACGAAAUUUCACCAUCUUUUGCUGAAGGAGACAAUUUUCGUAAUAACUUUCUAAAUUUUUCAAAUGUUGAAAUGCAGUGAAAUCAUCUUUAGCAAAUUUUUUUAAUAUAGAAAUAUGAUUUAGAGCUUCCCCAUAUAAAUUUAUCGUUUUUGAACCAAUUAGUGAGUCCACCAGUUCCACUUCUUCUUCUGAGUCGUUUGGACUACCAUAUUCAAGUUGGCCUGGGCUUUCUACAUCCAAAUUCGAAAAGUUGCCAAUGGCAUUUUCUUCUGUUGUUAUGUUAUUGUCUAUGGCCAGGAAAUCAUCUACUUUCUGGGGAUAUGCUACUCCUAAAUGUUUGGCAUGUCGCAGUAACUGAGCAAGUGUCGCUAAGGGCAGAUCGUCUUCAGCAUCGCAAUAAUUUUGCUCAGCAAAUUCUGAGCUACAUUCACUUUUUCUGAAUCCAGCUUUGCCAAAAGUUUUUAAUUGUAGAGGAAUUUACUUUAUUCCAUGCUGUUUUUAUAAAAUACAAAGCUUCUAACACAUUGAUAGACUUUGUAAGCUCAGAUAAGCUUUGACCAUCGUCAAUUUUUGUUAAAAUAUGUUUUAAAAUCAAGUGCCGAUAAUAAAAUUUAAAGUUCUGUAAGACACCUUGAUCCAUGGGCUGACAAACAGAAGUUGUGUUUGGCGGUAAAAAUAUAAUUUUCACAUUUUUCAUUUUCGUAUCACGAGGAUGAGAGCAUGCAUUGUCUAAAAAUAAAAGAACUUGCCUUUUUUGGAUUCUCAUUUUCCGGUCGAAUUCGACUAACCACUCAGACAUGAUUUUUCGGGUCAUCCAUGCCUUUUUGUUGGAUUUCCAAGUCGCUGGUAGAUCCUUAAUAGCAACGUUUUUUAAAGCACGGGGACGAGCCGCUUUCCCGAUCACAAUCAAAUCGCAUUUUUCACCGGCCAUAUUUGCACAGAAUAAAAUGGUUAGUCUAUCUUUAGACAACUUUCCACCCACACAUGUUUCUCCUUUAAAGGACAGAGUUUUGUCGGGCAAUGCGCGAAAAAAAAGUCCACUCUCAUCUGCGUUGUACACAUCUUCUGGUUUGUAGCCAAGCAACAUGGACGGAAGUUUCUCCAAAAAUUGUGACACAUCAACUUGAUCUACUGCAGCAGCUUCGCCAGAUAUGCAUUUGAAACUCACACUAUGUCUCUUGCGCCACUUUUGCAGCCACCCGUCGGACGCACUGAAAUUGUUAUGGCCCAAAGUAGUGGCGAUUUCUUUAGCUUUCAUUUUCACUAACGGCCCUGAGAUUGGAAUGUUCUGACUUCUAGCUUUCACAAACCACUCAAAACAUGUUUUGUCUAUAGCAAAACCUUCCUUUUUUAAAAAAUCCUUCUUUUGAUUUAUAUUAGUUCCUGAUUGCCAUUUACUCCUGAUAUCUUCCUUAUUUUUGGCAAUUUCAGCUGCUUGCGUUUUCCCAAUAUUAAACCUCUUUGCCAAAUGACGAACUGAAACACUUUCUCUGUCUAAUACGUUAACAACUUCCAUCUUUUCCUUUAACGAGAGCAUCCUUUUUUUGGUGCCAUUUUACAGUUACAAUAAUAAAAUACGUAACUCAAUCAACUACGAAUUUGCCUGAACUGAAGACAAUCCACAAGAUUACAUACAGGCUACCCAACGAAAUGCGUAAAUGGGGAAUCACCUAAUAUAAAUCGGG
Messenger RNA from Acanthoscelides obtectus, 5798 nucleotides. The record is from the annotation of a GenBank genome assembly. Lineage: Eukaryota; Metazoa; Arthropoda; Insecta; Coleoptera; Chrysomelidae.